CUUCCCUUCACCUGCGGAUUCCCUUUCGUCUUAACGUCCACCUACCCUCUCCUCCACAUCUUGCUUCACGGUGAUAUUUACCUGUUGGUUUAUCUCUUGUGUACACACGUCUAGUGUUCAUACCAGCGACCUCCCAACGACCAGCUCCAUAGCAAUAUUCUGACUCACCUCACCCGCCGUUCACCGUAAAAUUUGGUCAGUGACUUCCAGCGCACAAUGAGGGCGUCGGGCGCACAGAUCGCCGACCUUCCCCUCAUCGAGGAGACUGUCGACGUCUCGACGAGUGGCUACUACGAUGUGGAGCGGGAUGUCUCGUCAUGGGGCAACUCCCAACCCGCCAAACAGGGUCUGUAUGAUCCAGACAACGAGAAGGACUCAUGUGGUGUCGGCUUCAUCUGCCACAUCAAAGGUCAAGCAAACCACAAGAUCGUUUCCGAUGCGCGGCAACUGCUGUGCGCCAUGACACACAGAGGUGCGACCGGUGCGGACUCGCGCGACGGCGACGGCGCGGGUGUCAUGACUGGUAUUCCCCACGAGUUCUUCCAGCGCGAGGGUGAGCGAGACAUCGGUUGCACACUGCCUGAACCAGGCCAGUAUGCAGUCGGCAACGUCUUCCUCAACCCGUCCGACGAGGAAGAGCGCGAGAAGCAGAAGGGUGUGUUCGAGAAGUUUUCUGACGAGCUGGGGUUGCGAGUGUUGGGUUGGCGUGAGGUCCCUACCGACGGGACCAUCCUAGGCCCCGCCUCUGGGUCUAAGGAGCCUGCUAUCCUCCAACCCUUCGUCGUCGUCAAGGAGCACUAUGGUGAGGGCAAGACGUGUGCGAAUGGCCCGUUUGACGAGAAGGCGUUUGAGCGGCAAUUGUAUAUCCUGCGCAAGCAUGCGACUCACGAGAUUCAAUUGGCAAACUGGUUCUAUGUCUGCUCGCUCAGCACAAAGAACAUUGUAUACAAGGGCCAAUUUUCCCCGCCACAGGUAUUCGACUACUAUCACGACCUCAACCAUGUCCUCUACAAGUCCCAUUUCGCCCUCGUCCAUUCGCGCUUUUCGACCAACACCUUCCCUUCCUGGGAUCGCGCUCAACCAAUGCGCUUUGCAGCCCACAAUGGUGAGAUCAACACGGUACGUGGAAAUAAGAAUUGGAUGCACGCCCGUGAGGGUGUGAUCAAGUCGCCCUUAUUCGGGGACCAGAUCGAUCUUCUGUACCCGAUUAUCGAAGAGGGUGGUUCUGACUCCGCUGCAUUCGAUAAUGUUCUGGAAUUACUUACCGUCAACGGCACUCUCACGCUCCCCGAGGCAAUCAUGAUGCUCGUUCCGGAGGCAUGGCAGGACAAUGACCUCAUGGAGGCGGAAAAGAAGGCAUUCUACAACUGGGCAGCUUGUCUCCAGGAACCAUGGGAUGGUCCCGCUCUCUUCGCAUUCUCCGAUGGCCGCUACUGUGGUGCCAACCUCGAUCGUAAUGGCCUUCGUCCCUGCCGGUAUGUCGUUACUAACGAGGACAUUAUGGUAUGCGCCUCUGAGGUUGGCGCCGUCUAUCUCGAACCCGAGAAGGUCAUCCAGAAGGGUCGGUUGAAGCCUGGUCGCAUGCUCCUCGUUGACACCAAAGAGGGGCGCAUCGUCGAUGACAAGGAGCUUAAGAUGAAGACUGCCAAGAAGCAAAACUUCGGCAGCUGGAUCGAGAACCAGAUGCUCCUUGUGCCCAAUAUUCUCAAGCGCGUGCGGCGCACAAUGUCGAUCGACCCUGUCAUUGAUGAAACCCCCCUCAGUUCGGACCCCAAGUUGCUCGCAUUUGGAUAUACUGUCGAACAACUCAACCUCCUCAUGUUGCCCAUGCUGGCUGAUGGGAAGGAGGCCCUUGGCUCGAUGGGUAACGACGCAUCGCUGGCCUGCAUUGGCACGCAGCCGCGUCUCCUCUUCGAGUAUUUCAAGCAGCUUUUCGCCCAGGUGACCAACCCGCCGAUCGACCCCAUCCGUGAGAGCAUCGUCAUGUCUCUCGAGUCGUACGUUGGCCCGGAAGGGAACUUGCUUGAGAUGCGCCAGGAACAAUGCCACCGUAUCCUCCUCCCCUCCCCGCUCAUCUCAAUCGAGGAGAUGAACGCAAUGAAGAACAUCAGCAAGGCCUACCCUAAGUGGCGCGCCCAAACCAUCGACAUCACUUUCGCCAAGUCUGAGGGCCUGCCCGGCUACGAGCAUGCUAUCGAGCGCAUCUGUGUAGAGGCGACCAAGGCCAUCGAAGAGGGCUACAAGAUCAUCGUCCUCUCCGACCGUGCGAUCGGACCAAAUCGCGUCCCGCUGUCCGCACUUAUCGCUUGUGGUGCGGUACACCACCACCUUGUGCGCUCACGUACGCGAGCACAGGUCGCUCUCAUGAUCGAAACCGGUGAGGCGCGUGAGGUUCAUCAUCUUUGCGUCCUCGUUGGAUAUGGUGCAGAUGCCAUUUGUCCGUACCAGAUCAUGGAGGUCAUUCACAAGGUGGCGCGCGAGGGGUUGAUCAAGGGCGACUUGACCAAGGAGCAGCUGCUUGAGAACUACCACCACGCUACGGAUAACGGCAUCCUCAAGGUCAUGUCCAAGAUGGGUAUCUCUACACUGCAGUCAUACAAGGGUGCACAGAUCUUCGAGGCGCUUGGUCUCCACAGCGAGGUUGUCGACCGCUGCUUCACUGGUACCGCUAGCCGUGUCCAGGGCGCGACCUUCGAGCUUCUUGCGAUGGAUGCUUUCGAGUACCACGAACGGGGCUGGCCUACGCGGGAGACAACUAUUCCCCCUGGUAUGCCUGAGGCUGGCGAGUACCACUGGCGCGACGGUGGCGAGAACCACGUCAAUGAUCCUGUUGGCAUCGCCAACCUGCAGGACGCUGUGCGCGAGAAGAACCAGGGUGCUUACGAUGCAUACUCUCGCAAUGCGCGUGAGCAGAUUAAGAACAUCACCCUGAGAGGUAUGCUGGAGUUCAAGUUCGAGAAGACGACACCUAUUCCGAUCGAGCAGGUGGAGCCGUGGAACGAGAUCGUCCGUCGCUUCGUUACUGGUGCCAUGUCCUACGGCUCCAUCUCAAUGGAGUCUCAUUCUGCACUUGCUGUUGCGAUGAACCGCCUGGGUGGAAAGUCGAACACUGGUGAGGGCGGAGAGGAUGCAGAGCGCUCUCAGGUGCUCCACAAUGGUGACACGAUGCGUUCUGCGAUCAAGCAGGUCGCCUCCGGCCGUUUCGGUGUCACUUCGAACUACCUCGCUGACUCCGAUGAGCUCCAGAUCAAGAUGGCGCAAGGAGCGAAGCCCGGCGAGGGUGGUGAGCUGCCCGGCCACAAGGUUUCCAACUCUAUCGCGCGCACGCGUCACUCGACCGCCGGUGUCGGUCUCAUCUCUCCUCCUCCGCACCACGACAUCUAUUCCAUUGAGGAUUUGAAGCAACUCAUUUACGAUCUGAAAUGUUCUAACCCUCGUGCACGUGUUUCAGUGAAGCUUGUUUCCGAGGUGGGCGUCGGCAUCGUCGCAUCUGGUGUCGCAAAGGCAAAGGCCGACCACAUCCUUAUUUCCGGCCAUGAUGGUGGCACUGGUGCCUCUCGAUGGACUGGAAUUCGCUAUGCUGGUCUUCCCUGGGAACUGGGUCUGUCCGAGACCCACCAGACCCUCGUGCUCAACGACUUGCGUGGGCGUGUAACUGUCCAGACUGAUGGCCAGUUGCGUACCGGUCGCGAUGUGGCUAUUGCUUGCUUGCUAGGUGCAGAGGAGUGGGGCUUUGCCACAACGCCAUUGAUUGCCAUGGGUUGCAUCAUGAUGCGGAAGUGUCACUUGAACACUUGUCCAGUUGGUAUUGCCACUCAAGACCCAGCUCUACGAGCCAAGUUUGCUGGUCAGCCUGAACAGGUCAUCAACUUUUUCUAUUACAUUGCCGAGGAGUUGCGCAGUAUCAUGGCCAAACUUGGAUUCCGGACUAUCAACGAGAUGGUGGGUCGCUCGGACAUGCUAAAGGUGGACGAGUCCCUUCGCACGACAAAGACAAAACACCUGGAUCUUUCGCCGAUCCUCAAGCCAGCGUGGCAAAUGCGCCCCGGUGCGGCGACUUAUCGUGUGCGUCAACAGGAUCACAAGCUCUACGUACGGCUUGACAACAAAUUCAUUGACGAGGCUGAACCUGCCAUCACAAACGGCCUUCCUGUGCGGAUUGACUGCGACGUUGUCAAUACCGAUCGUGCAUUAGGUACUACUCUGUCGUACAGGGUAUCCAAGGUGUACGGUGAGGAGGGACUGCCCAAGGAUACCAUCCACAUCAACAUGAAAGGCUCCGCCGGGCAGUCAUGUGGUGCAUUCCUUGCUCCUGGUAUCACAAUCGAGCUGGAGGGCGAUUCAAACGAUUAUGUCGGAAAGGGUCUUUCCGGUGGACGCCUUAUUGUUUACCCACCCAAACAGUCGACCUUCAAGGCUGAGGAGAACAUCAUUAUCGGCAACGUAUGCUUAUAUGGCGCUACGUCAGGCGAGGCGUUCAUCCGAGGUGUAGCAGCAGAACGUUUCGCGGUGCGCAACUCGGGUGCGAAUGCGGUGGUCGAGGGCUGCGGCGACCAUGGCUGCGAGUACAUGACAGGCGGUCGUGUUGUAGUUCUUGGCACCACUGGCCGGAACUUCGCUGCUGGUAUGAGUGGAGGUAUCGCCUAUGUCCUAGACAUGGCGCAUACCUUCGCAUCAAAAGUCAAUAUGGAGAUGGUUGAACUCGGGAAGGUGAAGGAUCCUCGUGAGGUUGCUCAGCUCCGCAGCCUUAUUGAAGACCACCGUCACUACACUGGUUCUGAGGUUGCAGACCGCGUCCUUGCCGACUUCCACCAUCUGCUUCCUCUUUUCGUUCGUGUCAUGCCGCUUGAUUACAAGCGCGUGCUUGACGAGCAGGAGGCAAAGGCCAAGGAAGAGAGGAAGAAGCAAAGUUGGAUUGACCUUGUUCCUUCUCACACCGCGAGUCAGGUUGACCUUGCAUCCGAAACACUUGAGGACGUCCUUGUUCCCAAAGAGUCCCUGGCUGACGCCCUGAACUCCGCGCAUCUCCCUGCCUACUCUCCGCCUCGCAAACCACACGAACCAUCUGUCCAGGAUCUCGAGGAUGCUUUGGUCGACGAAGCCACUACCAAGGAGCGUGUCGCCAAGCUUGAUAAGACCCGAGGCUUCAUGAAGUACAAACGUCUUGGCGAGGCAUAUCGUCCGCCUCGUAGGCGUGUCAAGGACUGGAAGGAGCUAUCAGUUCGGUUGAACGAAAACGAGCUGAAAUACCAAUCCGCUCGCUGCAUGGACUGCGGUGUUCCUUUCUGCCAAUCUGAUACUGGGUGUCCGGUCUCCAACAUCAUCCCCAAGUGGAACGACCUGGUCUUUAAGGGGCAAUGGCGUGAUGCUCUCAACAGGUUGCUAAUGACGAACAACUUCCCAGAAUUCACCGGCCGUGUUUGUCCUGCUCCUUGCGAAGGUGCUUGCGUUUUGGGCAUCAACGAAACGCCUGUUGGAAUCAAGAGUAUCGAGUGUGCUAUCAUUGACAAAGGCUUCGAAAUGGGCUGGAUGGAACCCAACCCGCCGAACUUCCGAACAGGCAAGAAGAUCGCUAUUAUUGGCUCUGGCCCCUCUGGGCUCGCCUGUGCCGACCAGCUGAACAAAGCAGGGCACCAUGUUACCGUAUAUGAUCGCAACGAUCGCAUUGGUGGUUUGCUUAUGUACGGUAUCCCCAACAUGAAGCUUGACAAAGCUAUCGUCCAGCGCAGAGUAGAUUUGAUGGCAGCGGAGGGUGUCACUUUCGUCACGAAUGCCGACGUCGGUGUUAACGUGAGCGCCGAGAAGAUCAAAGAUGAGAAUGAUGUUGUUGUUAUUUGCACUGGUGCUACAUGGCCUCGUGACCUGAAGAUCCCCAACCGGGAUGCUGAUGGCAUUCACUUUGCCAUGGAGUACUUGCAACUCAAUACUCAAUCCCUGCUUGACUCCAACUUGGAGGACAGCAGGUGCAUCAACGCCAAGGGCAAAGAUGUCAUUGUCAUUGGUGGCGGUGAUACGGGUAACGAUUGUAUUGGCACUGCUAUGCGUCACGGUGCCAAAUCGGUCACCAACUUCGAGCUGCUGCCGAAGCCUCCUGCAUCCCGUGGCCGUGAUAACCCAUGGCCACAAUGGCCUCGCAUCUUCCGCACGGACUAUGGCCACACAGAAGUAGCUGCUCACUUCGGCAAUGAUCCUCGCGAGUACUGCAUCUCCACCAAAGACUUCGUGGUUGGCGAGCAUGGCAAACUGACGGGUCUGAAUACUGUACGCGUAGAGUGGAGCAAGGAUAGCUCCGGACGGUGGAAGAUGGAGGAGGUUCCUGAUUCGCAGAAGUAUUUCCCAGCGCAACUUGUUUUCCUCGCACUCGGUUUCCUUGGUCCAGAGCAAGCGCUCGUCAAUUCUCUCGCCCUGAAAACAGAUGCGCGGUCCAAUAUCUCUACACCGCAGAAGAAGUACUCUACAAGUGUGCCUGGUGUCUUCGCGGCCGGUGACUGCCGUCGGGGCCAGUCCCUCAUUGUGUGGGGUAUCAACGAGGGUCGUGGGGCGGCAGCCGAAGUGGAUGCAUACCUGAUGAGCGAUAGCACGAGGUUACCAAGCGCAGGCGGGAUCCCGCGCAGAUUUUGGAAUAGCUCACAGCUGGCGCCUGUGGACAAGGCCUUCCCAGUCCCUGUUCCCACAGCGGCGUGAACAGAUACUUUGAAUUGAAUGUAUAUAGACCCUAUUGUUUGCACGUACAACUCUCAUCAACUUCCAAUGCCAAUGAACAU
Molecule: messenger RNA, 6764 nt
Organism: Dacryopinax primogenitus
Lineage: Eukaryota; Fungi; Basidiomycota; Dacrymycetes; Dacrymycetales; Dacrymycetaceae
Product: NADPH-dependent glutamate synthase
Exons: 5
Coding region: 217-6684 (2155 amino acids)
Molecular function (GO): glutamate synthase (NADH) activity; FMN binding; flavin adenine dinucleotide binding
Source: RefSeq, a predicted model, not a curated record